Macrosteles quadrilineatus (aster leafhopper) is the source of this 732-nucleotide messenger RNA. It is a transcript of the gene bou, whose product is annotated as U-scoloptoxin(05)-Cw1a. Lineage: Eukaryota; Metazoa; Arthropoda; Insecta; Hemiptera; Cicadellidae. Gene Ontology annotation, biological process: positive regulation of voltage-gated potassium channel activity; regulation of synaptic transmission, cholinergic; sleep. The record is from RefSeq and is a predicted model, not a curated record. Bases 143 to 577 code for a protein of 144 amino acids. The transcript has 3 exons.
GUCUUGGUCUCCGUUUGUUUUGUUUUGUUGUUUUGUUAUGCAUUCAUUCAUUGUUUCUACUUAUCCAAUGUAAGAACGGCUAAAGUGUUUAAGUUUUCUUUGAUUAGUUUAACGUUUUAAUAAGAAUUCAUUUCAAAGAACAAUGAUUUGUUCGUCAUUUGAUUCAAUAUUUGUGCUGUGCAUAGCUUUAGUUUCCACCAUCAAUUCAGUAUCUGCCAUUGAUUGCUAUCAGUGUACCAGUACCGAUCAUACAGACCCAUUUCAAUGUGGAGAGUACAUGACGGACGAUCGGGACAUAGAACCGACACCUUGUGAUAGUGUGUAUGGCGCGGCCUACUGCAUCAAACAUACUGGCCGAUUUGAAGGCGGGCUUGGUACAAAGAGGUUUUGCUCAUCUCUGGACCUCGGCAACUACUGCAACUACAUCAGACAACCUGGGGAUAUGAUGGAGUACCGCUCGUGUGUCUACACCUGUGACUCUGACGGCUGCAACGCAGGCAACACUCUGCGACUCAGUCUGACACACAUUACUGCAGCGCUCACAAUCACACUCGCUUCCACCAAGCUCUUCUCUUAGAAUUUCACAUUCAAAUGUUGAUUGUAAAUUUUAGAUAUUAAGUACCUUAAUAGAUCUGUCGUGGCCUUCUGCACAAGCUGCCAUUUGUGUUUUAGUGUUAAGAGUUGACAUAUUUAUGUACACAUUUUGUAUUUUAAAUAAAUCGGAGGUUUAUA